GGUCCUUCCUGCUCUGCAAACAGCCUGAGUCAUUUUAAGGCAAGGAAACACCCCCUUGCUGCUGCAGGCGGGGCAUAGUUUGAAUUCAGGAAUUUGAAACAAAGACUGUUACAAACCGCCCAGAGGGAGCCAUGGCUGCAGAGAACCCCGUGGAAAGUCUCCAGGAGGAAGCGACAUGUCCCGUCUGUCUGGAGUAUUUCACAGAACCUGUCACUGUGGAGUGUGGGCACAAUUUCUGCCGAGCCUGCAUUGCCCAGUGCUGGGAGGGAUCCGAUACAGCCACCUCCUGCCCUCAGUGCAGAGAAACUGUGCAACAGAGAAACCUCAGGCCCAACAGGCAGCUGACAAACAUGGUAGAAAUCACCAAGCGACUGAGUUUACAAGCAGCAAAGGGAGCAGGAGGGGACGGGGUUUGUGGGGAGCACCAGGAGACUCUGAAACUGUUCUGUGAAGAGGAUCAAACCCCCAUCUGUGUGGUGUGCGACAGAUCCCGGGCUCACCGCGCUCACACGGUGGUUCCCAUCCAGGAGGCUGCCCAGGAGUAUGAGGAAAGAAUCCAGGCCCAUUUGAAGACUCUGAGGGAAGAGAGAGAAAAGCUGCUGGGAUUGAAAGCGACUGGAGAGAGGAAUUGCCGAGAAUAUCUGAAACAAACACAAACCGAAAAGCAGAAGAUUGUGUCUGAAUUUCAGCAACUGCGGCAGUUCCUGAAGGAACAAGAGCGACUCCUGCUGGCCCAGCUGGAGAAGCUGGACGAGGAGAUUGUGAGGAUCCAGAAUGAAAAUGUCCGUAAACUCUCCGAGCAGAUUUCCCAUCUCAGUGAGCUGAUCAGUGAGAUGGAGGGGAAGUGUCAGAAGCCAGCGAGUGAAUUCCUGCAGGAUAUUAGAUGCACCUUGAGCAGGUGUGAGAAGAGGAAGUUCCAGCAGCCAGAGGAGAUUUCUCCUGAACUGGAAGAGCGAAUCAAUGGUUUCUCUCAGAAAACGAUUGUGCUAUUGGAGACUCUGGGGAAGUUCAAAGACAUUCUGCCAUCUGCACUAGAGACAGAAAGAGGAGGAUCCCUAGGAACAUUCAGACAGGUGAAUGUGACUCUGGAUCCAGAUACGGCUCAUCCCGAACUCAUCCUGUCUGAGGAUUGGAAAAGUGUGAGACGGGGAGACAAACGCCAGGAUCUGCCCAACAAACCUGAGAGAUUUGACAAUGAUCGCUGGGUGCUGGGCUGUGAGGGAUUCACCUCGGGGAGACAUUGCUGGGAGGUGGAGGUGGGGGGUCGGAGAGACUGGGCUGUGGGGGUGGCCAUAGCGUCUGUGAGCAGGAAGGAACAGAUCAGCCCUAGUCCUGGUUGGGGGAUCUGGGCUGUGGAGCGGCACUGGCUGGGUCAGUUCCAGGCUCUCACCUCCCCUGUGACCCCCCUGCCCCUGAGCCGGGCCCCCAGCAGGAUCCGGGUUUGUCUGGACUGUGAGCGGGGGCAGGUGACAUUUAUCGAUGCUGGUGACGAGGCCCCGAUCUUCACUUUCCCGCCAGGCUCCGUCCGUGGGGAUAGAAUCCGACCCUGGUUCUGGGUGCUGGGGGUAGGGUCCCAGCUCAGGCUGUGUCCCUGAGAUGGGGUGAAAUAUCCCACUGAGGGCCCUGAAAUCAGCCUUUCUAGCCUCACACGCCCUGGUCUCUAUGACCUUGGAGGACUCCUGUCUACCCAACCCCUGGCUCCUCAUCUCUAUGACCUAUGGAAGCCCCUUCCCUGCAGCCUCAGGGAUGGAAGCAGGAGGGGUGAAGAACCCCUGGGAUUGCAGGGGGGGCAGAGGGGCCCUGAGGGGCAGAGGUGGGGGCUGGGCAGGGUGUAGCACUAACAGCUGGGCUCGGCACAGGUGGAGAUGCGGGUGGCAGGGACACAGAAUGAAUCAAUCAGGGUUGGGGAGAAGCAGCAGGGAGCGGUUUGUACAGAUCUGUCCUUAGAUCUCAUUGGGGUCUCCCAGCCAGAGCUCCUGCCGCAGGGACCCAAGUCACCAUCCCCUGUAACUACAGGACAGCUGGUAACCCUGUAACUGUCACAAAAGGGCGGGGGGAGGGUGAGAUGGGUGCAGAUUGACAAAAAAGAAGUUGACACAAUUUUUUAAGGUUAAUAAUCUCGUGAUUUAUUUGUUUUUUAACUCCUGAGGUUGGCAGCACUGGGGGAGGCAGGGACAGGGCGGGUUUAACCAGAGGGAAUUAGAAGAAGCAAGAAGAAAAAUGUGAAUGAAAAUAAAACAAGAAUAAAGGGAGAGUCCAGGAGAAAUGGUGCAAAAUAGAAAUGAGAAGAGUGACAGGAAAAUAUCCCCGAUGGGAUUGGGGAAUGAGCCGUUCUGCAAGAGGGGAAAGGGUAAAAGCAGAGAAAAGAAUGGAGCAGCCAUGGGGGAUGAUCUGUGGGAGGGAGGAGAGGAUAGUGGGAGAGGAAAACAAACAGGGCUGGGAAGUGAGGGCCACAAAAAUGCUGAGUAGAAAUUGGUGGUAUGAAAGUAAAGGGAGAAGGAAAGGGAAUAUGAGAGGGACAGAGGGAUUUAUUACACGUUACUGAAAGAGAGACUGUAACUCAUUAAUUCCCUAUAUUAAUUCCUGAGCAACUGUACUGUUGUUGUGCCAUUAAGAAAACUGUUCUUGGUAGCUGGGGAUCUCCGUUCUAUGCUGUGAUUAUUAGUUAGGUUGGGACAAAGCUGUUUGGUGAGAAAGUUGGCAACCCUAAUUCUGUAAAUUAAACAAUAAAAACAGUUCUUGUUUGUUCCA
Messenger RNA from Mauremys reevesii (Reeves's turtle), 2751 nucleotides. Its product is annotated as zinc finger protein RFP-like. The coding region runs from base 132 to 1595 and encodes 487 amino acids. NCBI's taxonomy places the organism in Eukaryota, Metazoa, Chordata, Testudines, Geoemydidae. The record is from RefSeq and is a predicted model, not a curated record. The transcript has 7 exons. Gene Ontology annotation, molecular function: zinc ion binding; protein binding.